GCCGGAGCGGCUCUGACAAUCCCAAGAAGUCAGGCUACUUCUGUGCUUCUCUUCCCCGAACCGAAGAGGCGAGGACCCGGAGCUGCCGGAGCCAGACUUCGUGGUAAGCCAUGGCAGCCAUCAGGAAGAAGCUGGUGAUUGUGGGAGAUGGUGCCUGUGGGAAGACAUGCCUAUUGAUUGUUUUUAGCAAGGACCAAUUCCCAGAAGUCUAUGUACCAACAGUCUUUGAAAACUAUAUUGCUGAUAUUGAAGUAGAUGGGAAACAGGUGGAGCUGGCCCUCUGGGAUACAGCUGGGCAAGAGGAUUAUGAUAGGCUGCGGCCUCUCUCUUAUCCUGAUACAGAUGUUAUCCUCAUGUGCUUCUCCAUUGAUAGUCCAGAUAGUUUAGAGAACAUACCAGAAAAAUGGACACCUGAAGUGAAACAUUUUUGCCCAAAUGUGCCCAUCAUCCUUGUAGGAAACAAGAAGGAUUUGCGGAAUGAUGAACACACACGCAGGGAGUUGGCAAAGAUGAAACAGGAGCCUGUGAAGCCGGAAGAUGGCAGAGACAUGGCAAACAGAAUCAAUGCUUUUGGCUACCUUGAAUGCUCCGCCAAGACAAAGGACGGAGUGCGGGAAGUGUUUGAAAUGGCUACCCGGGCUGCCCUGCAAGUCAGAAAGAACAAAAGGCGCAAAGGUUGCCCGCUCUUGUAGAGAGUGUGUUGGCAAAAGUUGUGACUGUGCUGUCUGAAGGAUGCACCUUUUCCACGGAUUGCAUGGAAGCAAGCAUGGCGUCUCGAUAGAUGGAAGAGUACAAAUUUAAUGAUAGUUGGCUAACUUCAGCCUCCAUUCUUCUGCACAGAAAAGGCCACCCAGGGUACUCCACAGCAGUGGACUGUAGGUCUUUCCUUGGGCAGCGUGUCUAUACCAUAAUUUUGUAUGCUUGGGAAGUCAAGAGAAAUCAUUUGAAUCCUUUUUGUAAUGAUUUGGGUAUAGGGCUGACAGUUUAUAUGACUUAAUUCUAUACUUCUUGCUCUUUUAUACUAAUUCUAUAAUUUGGUGCUUGUAUGGAUUUUCACAGAUUUAUGUUUUCACAAAUAACAGAAGGUAGACAUUUGGAAAUCUGCAACAUAUGAAGCUGGACUACAAGCUAAUGUAUUUGCCAGUCUCCCUCCAUAACCUGAAAGGCAAGAGGCUAUCAGAAGGUUCAUACGAAUGUCUGGGAGGAAUCGGCCUCUAUUGUGAUUAGUGUUCUCUAUUGCACUUCUGUCUGAGGGACAUAGCCUUGUGUUUUGACAAUACUAUAUUCUCAGUUCCUUAUUAAAUUAAUUUGAUUUUA
Pantherophis guttatus is the source of this 1317-nucleotide messenger RNA. It is a transcript of the gene RHOC, whose product is annotated as ras homolog family member C. Gene Ontology annotation, molecular function: GTP binding; GTPase activity. The record is from RefSeq and is a predicted model, not a curated record. Gene Ontology annotation, biological process: small GTPase-mediated signal transduction. NCBI's taxonomy places the organism in Eukaryota, Metazoa, Chordata, Lepidosauria, Squamata, Colubridae.